GAUUUUGCUUCGACAAACUGUUAGUACUAUAAUUGUCAGAAACUUGUUUGUCUAUAUAUUGUCAUCGCGUGGAAGUCGGCUCUCUCUUUAACAGGAAACGAAAAUGCCUGUUCUGCUUGAAAGAAGUCGCCCGACCAAAGACCAGCAGAGAGCCGUGCACGCGUACAUUCGGCGACAAAGAGAGAAGGGCAAACAGGCUCUUGCCGAAAGCAAAGCGAAGGAGGAGGAAGAAAAACAGCGAAAGAAAGAAGAAGAGAAAAAGAAAGAAACAGUGGAAGAUGUAAAAAAGGAAAUUGCUGAAUUAGAGUCGAAGUUGGAACAACUGAAGGAGAAGAAACACGAGCUUUUUUCGCAAUUCAAGCGAGCUUUAAAUUAUGAAAAUGAAAUGAAGAAACAGCAAGAAAAUCAAGCUUCAUUGAAGGCAUCUACUUGUAUAACUUUAGCAGGCAGUUCUAGAGGCGUUCAGGGUUUGGCUACAGGGCAGGCUGCGUUGACACCCACAGCACACCCACAAUCUUCCCUUGGGGAUGCUGCUCCAAGUUCAGGUGUGAUCAGAAGACAAGGAAGUCCUCCACAUCCUCUCUCAGGUUUUAUUCAGGCACAAAUCCAUUCUCAACAAAUGCAGAGUCUUCAAGUUGCACAUGCUCCUUACCCACCACAGACAACUCAGAUGCCAGUCCAAGCUGCAGUCCAAGAGAGAUUUCCUGUAUUUCAACAUGGCCAAGUGCAGGCACCCGUUAUUGCAGGCAAUCAGCCUGAAAGUCAUUUUCAAGAAAAGCAUCAUGCCCCUCGUCAACUCACCCCUACUGGUACAGGUUCAGAAUCACAGCCUCAGUUUAACAGACAACUGCUUCAGCAAGGUGGACCGUCCCAGCAGGAAAAUCAGCAGGCUCUAGGUCACCAGUUACAGCAACCACAGCAGCACCAGCAGCAGCAGCAGUUUCCUUACCAUGUACAGCCACAACUACAGCAGCAACAGCCAGGUUAUCAACAGUAUGCACAACAAAGUAAUCAGAAGCAAGCUUUUCAGCCUCCCCCACGCCCACAAACACAGCAGCAACCAAGCUCAGCACAGCACAACCAAGGACCCCAGCAUGGAUACCCAGCACAACAUGUCCAGGACCAACCACACCUCCAGCCUUAUCCAGUUCACGCCUCUAGUAUGCAUCAGAUGCAGUCUCAGCAGUCCUAUCAGGUGCAUUCUCAGCAACAGGGAUACCAAGCAAAGCAGCAGCCUGUAGCUUACCAAGCUCAGCAAGCACCACCAAGUGGCCAGCAUGGAUACCAUCCACAGCAACAACAACAGCAGCAGCAGCAGCAGGCAGGGCAGUACCCUUCAGCACAUGGACACCAAGGACAGCAGCCUGACCAAAUUCCACACAGGCAGCAAACAAUGACAACACAGCAGUUUCACCAGCAGCAGGGAAACCAGAGCCAAAGCCGGCAAGUGCCAUAUGAUGCAGGACAUCAGUCCCAGCAGAUGCUGCCACCACCACAACAGCAGCAGCAGCAACAGCAACAGCACCAGAAGCCUGAACAGAGGCAAAGUGCUGGACUUGGAUAUUCUCAACACUACACGCAUGACUAUCAACAACACCAUGCCCAGGGACCCCAGUCAGUAAAGAGAGCCAGCCACAAGUUUAGUCCUUAUCCUCCUUACUCUGGGUCAAAGAGUCACCAUCAGGGAAGUGCUGGGAAGAAAUAUGCUGGAAAGUACCCAAGCUCCCUGGAAGGAUCCUCAUCGUCAGGCUCAUACACAGGGCCAUCAGGUGGUUCCUCACACUCAAGGCACCAUCAACAUCAAGGACGUAGUCACAAGGCUGGAACAGGGCACAGCUCAUCCAACCAACAGAAGACUUCUAGGUACUACCCGUGAAAACACACACACUGCCUGCAGCAGAAUUCAAGCUGUCUUGGUACUAGUGAGGAUCCAAAGAUACCAUCCAGUUCUUCCAGUGAGGGUUCAACAAACACCAUCCAGGUAUUGCCAAAGGGAGUUCAACGAACACCAUCCAAGAAUAACUGUUGAGGAUUCCACAAAAGCUGUCCAGGUAUUGCCAGUGAAGGUUCCUCGAAAGCCGUCCAAGUAUCGCCAGUGAAUGUUCAGCAAAAACUGUCCAGGUAUCACCAGUGAAGGCUCAACGAAAGCUGUCCAGGUAUUACCAAUGCGGAUUCAACAAAAGCUCUCCGGGUAUAAUCAGCGAAUACUCCACGAAAGGACGGGAGGGGUCAGUGUAGAGAGGGAAUUUGCCCUAUGCUUGGAGGAAAAUGAAAUGAAAUUUGCUGGAUUUUGAAAAAUACUCUAUGUAAAAACAUUGGGAAGAGGAAUUAAUGAGUGAGACAACGACUUUGGUAUGAUGAAAAAAUAGUUCAACAAGUAGUAAUAUUAUGCUCAAGAAAUAGAACGUAAAUUUUGUCCGGGAAUCUUAAUAUAAAAACGUAAAAGUCACUUUACUAGAGAUGACCGUAAUGUGACUUUAACUGAAUUUUUAUAACGUUGCCAGUGUAGGCUAGUCAUCAUUAGCUUACAUUAUUGAUAGAGAACGGUGGACAAUUAGGCAAGUGAUGUUUGCCUCCCUAGAAAUAGAGCUCUGAUAAGUGAAAAUACAUGUAUGUGAAGUUAAGAGAUAAUGAUGGAGCAAUAUUGUUUUUCCUGAUGUGCGCAGUCUUGAAUUUUUAUCCAUUCUUUUUAGGUAUAUUUUAAUUAUUCUUAUCUCAUGACAAGCUCUCGAUUAGCUUUUCUCUGUAGCCCUAUUGAUUGUUCCUCUUUAUUGCAAAACAUCCUGUCAAUAAAAACCUUGGAACUAUUAA
Messenger RNA from Orbicella faveolata, 2811 nucleotides. RefSeq lists its product as uncharacterized. Lineage: Eukaryota; Metazoa; Cnidaria; Anthozoa; Scleractinia; Merulinidae. The record is from RefSeq and is a predicted model, not a curated record. Gene Ontology annotation, cellular component: transcription regulator complex. Gene Ontology annotation, biological process: regulation of transcription by RNA polymerase II. Gene Ontology annotation, molecular function: transcription coregulator activity.